AACUAUGUAAAAAAAAAACAAUCUUUUAUGGACUUUUUAACAGAACCAAAUUCUGUAAGAUUCAAGCUGGAUUUUAUCUGUGUUUUCAAAAAGUCCCACCGUUUGACCUGCUACACUGGGACUAAACAAGAACACAUAGAAGUGUUUCGAAUCAGUCAGCAAGUUGUAGAACUCCAUUGAGCGAGACUUAUAUUAUCUGGACUGUAUAUGUGUACCUCUGCGUGCAACUCCGUAUACAGCCAUGGGGAACGCAGCUGGAAGUCUGGAGAUGUCACCCGGACGGGACGUCAAACGGCCCCUCAGCACAUAUGGGCAGAAACAGCCACCGGCCCCUAAACUGCCCCUACCACCAGAGGAGGAAUUAGAGCAGAGGUUCAACAUUGUGUUGAAUUCCAUGAAUCUUCCACCUGAUAAAGUGAAGCUGCUCUGUCAGUAUGACAAUGAGAAGAAAUGGGAGUUAGUUUGUGACCAGGAGCGGUUUCAGGUGAAGAAUCCUCCAUCAGCGUACAUUCAGAAACUUAAGAGUUUAUUAGAGCAGGGAGGAGGCAGAAAGUUUAAGAGGAGAGUCCAAGAAUCCACACAAGUUCUGAGAGAGCUGGAAAUCUCUUUGCGCACCAAUCACAUCGGGUGGGCUGAGGAGUUUCUAAAUGAAGAAAACAAAGGUUUAGAUAUGCUAGUGGACUACCUCUCUUUUUCUCAACGAGGAGUCACAUAUGACAUGGACAGCUCUGAAAAUGGAAGCUUUGAUGAGAAAUCUGUGGAAGAUUUGACCACCAGUGCGACAAACUCCCCUACCCACAAUUCCCCACGCUCAGGACGCCCCUUCACCACAAGGAAAGCUCUGCGAUACUCGUCUCUGCUCAGCCAGAAGAACCACCUGCACCUCUGCAUUAUGUGCCUCCGUGCCAUAAUGAACUACCAGUUAGGGUUUAAUCAGGUGAUGGCUCAUCCCAGCUGUGUCAAUGAAAUCACCCUGAGUCUCAACAACAAGAGUGCCAGGACUAAAGCUCUGGUUCUGGAGCUCCUUGCUGCAGUGUGUUUGGUUCGAGGAGGUCAUGAAAUGAUUAUUGCAGCCUUUAAUAAUUUCAAAGAGGUGUGUGGAGAGAAAAACAGAUUCGAGAAACUCAUGGAAUAUUUCAGAAAUGAAGACAACAACAUUGAUUUCAUGGUGGCUUGUAUGCAGUUUAUCAACAUUGCAGUGCACUCAGUGGAGAACAUGAACUUCAGAGUAUAUUUACAGUAUGAGUUUACACAACUGGGACUAGACAGCUACCUGGAGAAGUUAAAUGACACUGAGAGUGAGAGGCUGCAGGUGCAGAUUCAAGCGUAUCUGGAUAAUGUGUUUGAUGUUGGAGCGAUGUUAGAGGACGCCGAGGCCAAAAAUACAAUAAUAGAACAUCUAGAGGAGCUGCAAGAACAAAACACACUGUUAAGCACUAGACUGCAGCAGUGUGAGAGUGAAGCUGUGGCGAAGACGUCUGCACUUGAGAAACAGCUCAUACAGAGUAGGAAAGAGGUGGAACUUCUGAAGGACGGUGUGAAGGAGGCACAGGCUCAGCUCUCUCAGCUGCAGCAGAAGGAGAACGAGAGAGACACACACAGUGAGAAGGAGCAGGAGCGAGAGAGAGAGAGACAGCGCUCUGCUAAAGCUCUGACCGAGCUGGAGAAGAUGGUCCAGGUUCUGGUGGAUCGAGGUCUGAUCCGCAUGGAGAGAUCCGAAUCCGGCUCUCUGGAUUUACACAUUAUACCAGCCGCUGACACAACAGCUGCCGUCACUCACCUCCCUGUUUUGCUCUGUAUGAAGGAGUUGAAUAUGGACGUCUUUGAGGAGUUGUUCAAAACUAAAGCUGAGUCUGCUCCUGUUGAUGUCGGCACUCUGAAGUUGAAAGUGGCUCAUAAAGCAUCCAGUAAAAUCGCACUACUGGAGCCCAACAGGGCCAAAAACCUCGCCAUCACCCUGCGCAAGGGAGGCAUGAGCACCGCACAGAUCUGCACUGCGAUCCAAACGUAUAAUCUUGAUAUGCUAAAGUCAGAUUUUCUGGAGCUGCUGGAGCGCUUCAUCCCAUCUGAUUAUGAGCUGAAGUUGAUUGAGAAUUACGAGCGUGAAGGACGUCCCCUGCUGGAGCUGUCGGAGGAGGACCGAUUCAUGGUGGCCUUCAGCAAAACCCCGCGUCUGGCACAGAGAAUCAGCACGCUGACCUUCAUGGGCAACUUCAGCGAGAGCAUCCUGCUAUUAAAGCCUCAAUUAAAUGCCAUCAUCACUGCGUCCAUGUCAAUCAAAUCCUCCAGCAAACUCAAGAAGAUUCUAGAGAUCAUUCUUGCGUUUGGGAAUUACAUGAACAGUGGGAAGAGAGGAUCAGCAUAUGGAUUUCGACUCCAAAGUCUGGACCUGCUUCUGGACAUGAAAUCCACAGAUCGAAAACUGACACUCCUGCAUUUCAUCGUCAGCAUCAUACAAGAAAAAUAUCCUCAACUGCACAACUUUCACACUGAACUACACUGUCUGGAUAAAGCUGCACUGGUCUCUCUGGACAGCAUCCUUGCAGAUGUUCGAUCUCUGGAGAAGGGAAUGGCGGUGGUGCGUAAGGAGUUUCUCCAGCAGAAGGACAGCGCUGUCCUCACAAACUUCAUGUCUAAUAACAGCAGUCUGCUGGACUCUGUGGUCAAAGACAGCAAAACUGCAGAGGAGGUCUAUCACUCAGUGGUGGAGUAUUUCGGAGAGGAUCCCAAAUCCACACCUCCUUCUGUGUUCUUCCCUGUUUUUGCCAGGUUUAUCAAAGCAUAUAAGCUGGCCGAGCAGGAGAACAAACAGCACAAGAAGAAAAUCUCAGAGACCGAUUUCAGCACAGAUUUACCCAUCUCUGACCCUCCCAUGAGCACAGCAAUGCCGGCGCUGCCACGCUUCCCUCGGCUGGAUCUGAUCGCAGAGCUGAAGCGCAGGCAGAUGACGCCGCUCGUGAGAGAGGGCAAAGACGGAGCCAUCGAGGACAUCAUCACAGCUCUGCAGGCGGUACCGUUUACGGCCCGUUCUGGGAAGCGCUCGUCUCGUCUGUUCUGUGAUUCAGAUUUGAGGAAGCAGCCGUACAUCAGAGCAGACGGAGGAAGACGAAGCGCCAAAUGGAAACCAGCUCAGCAGCUUCCCGUGUCGUCUGACAUCUCUCUGUGAAACACACACAGCUCAAAGCAUCCCACGACGAAGCCACACCACACAUGAAGCCAAAAACUGUUUACAAACAUUUAAACAGCUACAUUAAGCUAUUUGUAUAUCUAAAUGAUAAAAGUUCAACUAUUUAUGUACAAUAUAACAAACAACUUGGUGAAUCUCAAGAAACCUGUCAAAAACGUGCUUGUAUAUUUUAUAUAUAUCGCCCCAAAAUUGCAAGAAUAAAAUUAAGAAAUGUGAAGAAUUUAAAUGUGCUUUCAAAAUUUGCCCCAAAAUUAAAAGGAAAAAAAAAGAAAUGUGAAACAUUUGA
Sinocyclocheilus rhinocerous is the source of this 3473-nucleotide messenger RNA. It is a transcript of the gene fmnl1b, whose product is annotated as formin-like 1b. The coding region runs from base 242 to 3166 and encodes 974 amino acids. The transcript has 25 exons. NCBI's taxonomy places the organism in Eukaryota, Metazoa, Chordata, Actinopteri, Cypriniformes, Cyprinidae. Gene Ontology annotation, cellular component: cytosol. The record is from RefSeq and is a predicted model, not a curated record. Gene Ontology annotation, molecular function: small GTPase binding; actin filament binding. Gene Ontology annotation, biological process: cell migration; regulation of cell shape; cortical actin cytoskeleton organization.